Phyllostomus discolor (pale spear-nosed bat) is the source of this 2056-nucleotide messenger RNA. It is a transcript of the gene MRAP2, whose product is annotated as melanocortin 2 receptor accessory protein 2. Lineage: Eukaryota; Metazoa; Chordata; Mammalia; Chiroptera; Phyllostomidae. Gene Ontology annotation, cellular component: endoplasmic reticulum; plasma membrane. The transcript is spliced from 4 exons. The coding region runs from base 525 to 887 and encodes 120 amino acids. Gene Ontology annotation, molecular function: corticotropin hormone receptor binding; type 4 melanocortin receptor binding; type 3 melanocortin receptor binding. Gene Ontology annotation, biological process: regulation of adenylate cyclase-activating G protein-coupled receptor signaling pathway; protein localization to plasma membrane. The record is from RefSeq and is a predicted model, not a curated record.
UUACCCUGAUUGUGAGUGAGGGCAGCUUUAGCAGGAGAGGGUUCUCCAAAGCUCACCUCUUCUUGGUCUCCACGUCCUCGCGCUGGGGUGGCAGCCACCGCACCGCUGCACCCCGCACUGCCUCUGGUCCAGUCGGGAACAGAGUCCCCGCCCCGUGCAGUGCACCGCAGCGCCCAGCGCCGUCGCCCAGCCUUGGGAAGCCGGAGGAGGAGGAGGCGGCGCCAGCAACGCGGACACACCUCGGAGCCGCGCGCCCACAGGGUGGAGAUGUCUGCCAGAGGUUAAUUUCUAACAGAACAUCUCAGCAGUCUGCAUCUAAUUCUGACUACACCUGGAAUAUGAGUACUACGAGAUUGGACCUGUUUCCUUUGAAGGACUGAAGGCUCAUAAAUAUUCCAUUGUGAUUGGAUUUUGGGUUGGUCUUGCAGUCUUCGUGAUUUUCAUGUUUUUUUGUGCUGACUUUGCUGACGAAGACAGGAGCCCCACACCAAGACAACACAGAGUCUUUGGAGAAGAGAUUCAGAAUGAACAGCUUUGUGUCAGACUUCGGAAGACCUCUGGAACCAGAUAAAGUGUUUUCUCGACAGGGCAACGAGGAAUCCAGGUCUCUCUUUCACUGCUACAUCAAUGAAGUGGAACACUUGGAAAAGGCCAAAGCUGGUCCCCAGACCACAGCCCUGGACAGCGACGUUCGGUUCCAGGAAGGCAUCAGAAGCAGCGGGCCGCCCGAGGAGGAGCUGAACAGGCUCAUGAAAUUUGACAUCCCCAACUUUGUGAACACAGACCAGAACUCCUCCUUUGGGGAUGAUGAUCUUUUGAUUUCAGAACCGCCUAUUGUUCUAGAAAAUAAGCCAGUUUCCCAGACCUCACACAAGGACCUGGACUGAAAUAUAUGCUCCAUAGUGUCUUCCUGAAGAUGUUGGGGUAUGUUUGUGUAGCAAGAAACCUUCAUUUACCAAAAUUGCGUGCGUGCGUGCGUGCGUGUGAGUGAGACAGAGAAACAGAGAGAGACAGGAAGACAAAGAGAGAAGAAAGCUCCCUCUGCAAAGAUCUGAUUAAACUGAGUUUUUAUGCCUUUAAACACAUUCUAGGCUUUUGGAGGAAUAAAGUGUUUGUAACGUCUCAUCUUCCUUGGUGAGAAAUUUGGCCACAUACUCAGUGUCAUCGUUCCUGAAUGGGGGUUAUCGUUCUGUGUCCCAUCCUGGCCCUCCCUCCACCAUGCUUUACCGUCAGAAGUCAAUUCACUUGACUUCUGUGGGCUCCCACAUUGUUUCCUGUAAGACGAGGAGCCUGGAGCAGUUGAUCCAUCUGGCUCUAAUAUUUUGUGAAUUAAUAACAUUGCAUCCAGACAAGGUUGGAGUAGACACAAAGCUGUAUAAACUAGGGCACUGGCUCCUAUUUCUUACUGUAGGACCCCUAAAUAUCUAUACUUUCCACUCAACCCUUCACUGACUCAGCAUUCACCAGGGGCCCAAGUGUCUACCAGGAUGUCAGGACCCUCUUCUCACACAUCACUGUGAGCAGUGUUUCUGUUGGUUGUGCUCAAACAGCUCUUCUGAGAACCUCUGGCCACCCAUGUGCAAACCUGGGGAGACUCCUGCCCACCCCCCACCAUCCUAGAGUGAGUAUCAGUCUGUGCUAUAUCUCAUGGUACUCCUGCCCCCUAGAAACGGAAGGGUGGUUAUCAGCUAAGUCAGGGAGGUGACUUGUGUGUCUGUCUAUCUGUGUCUGGUCACACUUGUGCUAUUGGCCACCGACCAAGUAAAGUGCUACUUGCAGUGCUGUCUACUUACUUGGCAGGUGUGUAGGUGACAGUCACCUAGCUAGUAUGUGGCUUUGAGCUGAGAUGGUGAAUGUGUUGUAAAUAGGCCACCAACAGUUGUUCGUGUUGGCCUGGUACAACAGAGUAAAGCCUGCACACUGGCAUCAGAAAUAAUUUGGUUUUACGCACUCAGGUUGCACGCAUGGCCUGCUGCUAAUCUCUGGGUGGCAUUUUUAUUAUGAUUUUGUUCACCACCUGUCUUGCUUAUGCUAAAAAUAAAUAUAUUUGAUUGCA